This is a messenger RNA of Trichoplusia ni (cabbage looper), 2175 nucleotides long. RefSeq lists its product as uncharacterized. The transcript has 3 exons. Gene Ontology annotation, molecular function: protein binding. Lineage: Eukaryota; Metazoa; Arthropoda; Insecta; Lepidoptera; Noctuidae. The coding region runs from base 163 to 1398 and encodes 411 amino acids. The record is from RefSeq and is a predicted model, not a curated record.
UCUGACAGCUAUGAUACCAACUUAAAGACACAAAACGUCAAAAUCACGAGUUAUCAGUCCAAUGAUAAGCACCAAAAUUGUAAACACGCUGAAGGCGGAGGACAUGUAAGCUUAACACAUUAAAAAGUUUUUAAACUUUAUAGGUGUAAUUUUAGAAAUAAAAUGGAUAUCGAAAACUUACCUUUGGAAACUUUUAUCGAAAUAUUCAGCAACUUUGAUGGUUUUACUCUUGGAAAAUGCAGAAGAGUAUGUAAAAGAUGGAAGGAUAUCAUAGAUAGCGUAGACCAUUUAUGGGAGAGUAUUUGCAGCAAGGAGUUCAAAUACCCUUCACUAAUAGCUAAAAAAAAGUGCGGUAACGACUGUAAAUGGUACCAUAUUUAUAAAAACCUCACAAUGUGGUCAAAAGUGACGGAUUUCGAGAUGAAUUUCCGGGAAUUUUAUAAGUUUACUUUGCACGACAAAACUCAUGCCUUGAGCAUUGACUAUGGAGUUCUACCAUUGAAGGAUACGAGAGGCAUUGUCCUGUACGAUACUAGUACUAUGAAGCACAUUCCAGUAGCAGUUCCUGAAAAAAGUUGUUUAAAAAUAGCUAAUAAUGACCAUGCAACUGUCAUGCUGUUAAAAUCAGGUAUACUGCUCCAAAGGAAUGAAGAAAAUCUAACACAUAUGACCGAAGCAUUCUUCAAAGCAGACAACUUUGUGUUACACGGAAAAGAGCUUUAUUUCUUUAACAAUAGAGAUGUUUUUAUGUGUGACCUUAUGAUGGGCAAUUUAGAAUCAAAAUUGAUGUUACAUUGCAAUUAUGAUAUCAAAGAAAUACAAUUUAACGAUGGUAUAGUAUACAUAUUUACAGACUGCGGGAAAAUCGUGACCAUAUCCAAAGAUAGGACGGUAACAGAAAAAUUAAUAAGGAUCCCACCAGAAUGGAUUAAACAGAUAAAACAUAUUUGUGCAUUAAAUGAUAAAAACUUUGUGUGUUAUUCCAGAAACCUAUUUAAAAUAGAGACUGAUCGUUACCAACACCUGUAUUUAGAAUUUCCACCAAUCACAGCUCUAUUUUUCUACGGAGACUUUGUGUUAAUCGGAUCAAAGUCUGGGGAAAUCCUACUGUACAGACUUUCAAGUCAGAAACGGGCUACCAGGCCUAUCUUUGAGACCCUAGCGACAUUGCCAGAUGGAAAAUUUGCUGUCCAACUAGAUGUUUGUGAAAGAAAGACUGGCCCUGUUAUUGUAGUGGCAACAUUUUUUGAGAUUAUAUUAUUGGAGAUUAAUUUCUUUCCACAUGAAAAGGAGAACAAAACGACAUUUCCGAACAACAAACUGUUUAUGUACAAGCGACUUUUACGACUGCGCGACCGACUUCGACUCGGCGUUCCUUCAAUAAAAUCAAUAGCAUAAGGCCAUUGAUAUGUCGAAACCCAAGAUGCACACACAGUCUCAAAAACUUCAUCUGAAACGCAAUAUUUCCAUAAAUCAUAUUGGACCUGUAAGUGAAUAGUGUGACUAUACAUAUCUCAUAGUCACGCGUAGAUCUCUAUCACUGGAAUUUAUGGGUGACCGGCCAAACUUAUAUAGAAAAGCGAGCAGCGACAACAUGUAACGUGUGGCGACCUCCACAUAGAAACUACGCCCGCGCUAAGGUAUUUAAUCUUUGUGUCGCGUUUAACCGUUCAAGUCACAUGCACAAAGACUCACUCAAGACAGAGAUACAUAAGCUUUUGACCUACGUGGGGAUCAAACUCGCAAUACCUUGCGAACAGUCAGUGUGGCGUGGUGACCUCAACCACUACGGCUUUGACGACACUUCAUAUGAAACAAUCUCAUUUGUUCUGUUUUCUUUAAGCUAUUUUCCUUUACUGUUUUUAGCAAGUGAUUUACUUAGUGAUACGCAACACAUUAAAUCAUUUAGAAAGAACAUUGUGUGUGCCGGGAUUUGAACCUAAGACCUUGGACUUGGCAGUUCAACAGUCUACCACUAUACUAUAUCUGCAUUCAAAUUAGCAACUGACGUUGAAUUAAAGACUGUUUUGACAGUUACUUCUUCAGGACUGUGUAUCUUGGUUUUUUAUACAUCAAUGCUUGAGGCCAAAGCUUUAAUAGAUCUAAGUAACUUAUUCGAAAUAAUAAUGUAGUAUUACUAUGAUAAAAAUUUAAUUAAAGUUAUUGUUAAAUUGU